Molecule: messenger RNA, 3909 nt
Organism: Ooceraea biroi (clonal raider ant)
Lineage: Eukaryota; Metazoa; Arthropoda; Insecta; Hymenoptera; Formicidae
Product: focadhesin
Biological process (GO): regulation of post-transcriptional gene silencing
Source: RefSeq, a predicted model, not a curated record
UCAUUCCAAGUAUUUUUCUGCGUGGAAUAAAGAUUGAACAGUUAUAUUAGAUUGACUUGACAGGUUUCUUAAUCUCACGAAACGGCGCUUUUAACGACUUACUACUCCUUUCACAAUUUCGACGAUCUUUUUAACUCUUUGAGCUUUGAUUUACGCAGGAAAAACUGAAUGAGUCCAUUUAUGAUAAAGUCUACGUGAAAUGCUCAAUCUAUACGUUUAUCAAACUUUUAUUUUGCAGCUCGUGAAAAGUAAUAUAACACAGCAUAAAGUAUGGACGAAACUGAUAUUUUACAUAAACUAAAAUCACAGAAUCCCACUCUGAUAUCACAUGCAAUAUCCAAACUGAUUGAAAUAACGAAGAAAAAGAAGUUGGAAGCAGAGAAGAGGGAUAUUUCAGAGAUACCAGAAUUCAAGUUACUCUCGUCGAAGUGCAACAGUGAUGAUUCCAUCGUUAGCACAUCCGCGUGUCAGGCACUGGUCGUACUCGUUGAAACUGGAUUAUGGGAUGUCAAAUCUGCGUUGGCAACAUUCAUGGCAUGCCUGUCUUCUUCAAAAAAUUAUCAGGCAAUCACGGUAGCUAUGAGCCAACUGUUGAUAUUAGAUUGGAAAGCGUGCGAUGAACGCGACAGGUAUGCUCUUCAGGUGCCUAAUCAACACCCGUUCAUUACAAUCCUGAAUCAGGAGAAGCGUAGCUGGAGAUGCGUGCUGAAUCAAAUGAAACUGAUCAUGCAUCAUCGUGACAAACAGUAUGAUUUCUUGGAACGGAGUGCAGAAUUGUUACGACCUGUAUUCUUGCACGUGUUAUGCGAUCCGUCCAUGGAUUGGUCGGACAGUUGCAAGCGGGAGAUGUGGCAGCUUAUAAUCAAAUCCGACAGCGCCUCGGACUUAAAAGCUGAGAUCCUGCUCUGGUUGUGUACCAAUCGAGCGGACAAUUGCGUAGACGCGAAUUGCCGGGUGCUCGAACUCGCGGAGGUCUCGUUGCUGAAAGCGGACAAGGAAUACUGCACGGCGCUGGUACCUCUGAUAGCGUCUCUGACGAUACAACUCCUGGAGUACGGGCAUGAGCCAGUGCAAAACUUUUGCGCGAUAUUUGACCUGAUUGAACAGUGUCACAACUACGUUGGAAAUAUCACGGUAGUUUUAAUGACGGAAAUAAUUCUGGUGUGUCCCGCGGCUUACUUGUUCACCGCCCUACAAAUAUGUGCGAUUAUCGUGGACAAGAUGCCGUGCAACGUUAUAUUAUUGAAUGCGUUAUCUGCAUCCCUGUUAAAGUGGCUGGCCUAUCCCUCGUUGCUGUGCUCGGACGCGCUAGCCACAGCAAAAGAAUUGUUAAUCAGGAUAUCGUCAAAAAGGGGGACCGACAGCGACGGCGACGCCGCUAUCACGAACAAGGUGCUGCUCAUGUUCAGCCAUAGCAAUAGGUACAUCCAACUUUACAUGGAACUCAUCCGCAGCCUGCAGCGCCUGGAAGAUGACGUUCUACUGUGGUUGGACAACUUGUCGCUCGCACCGAUCGACCUGCGAUACAUGUGCAAGCUGAUAUUGUGUGGGAUCUUCUUGCACAGUGACGAACCUCUCGUUGUACAGAAAACGUGCGGCAUUCUCGUGCAAAUAACGAGAGAGAUCAACUCCUUCGCGUCGCACAUGCUGUCUCUGUUGCUGCACAAAUUAACAAAGUCCCGUGACAGCGCCACCGCGGAACGCCUGCUGCUGGCCCUGCCGGAGUUCGCUGUGUCCAAGGAAAACCUGCCGAUCAUCGUUCAUACGUUGGACACGCUGUUGAACAGUGGCAAGCCACUCAAGUACCUGGCGAUCCAGCUCUACCUGAAGGCGCUGGACAGAGAGCCGCGUUGCUACCGUUUCGUGUCCGCCGCUCUGAUGGACACGUUAGAGAACGACCGCGACUGGCACUCGGACGUGACGUGCGCUCGUGCGAUUAAAUACAUCUGCGAAAACCGACCUGAGCACGGCGAGGAGCUCGUGCCGCUGCUCUCGCAAAUCCUGAACCGCUGCGUCGACUCGAACGGCGGUGCAGCCAGUGCACUCGCGCUCGAUAGCAUCUCGGCCCUGUGCAAGUCCGCGGUGAUAGGCAUCUGCUCGACUUGGCAAGUGAUAGCGCCGAAAAUGCGCAAGGAGAAGCGCACGGCAGUCCUGGGGAGUCUGUGCGAGCUCCUCGCGGAGGUGCCCUCAUUUCCAUUUCGUGCGGGCGACGAUUACGAUAAAUUCAUCGUCGACGUUGUGACGCACUUGUGGAGCUACGUACUUUAUCAGGACACGAAGAUCGCAGGAUCAGCUUUCAAGGCAUUGAGAUCCUACCACCUGGAACGAGUUCCUCUUAGCGCGUUGCCUCAAGAUUUCAAAUUGGACUUGGUGUCGCAGGCGUCUUCCGGCAAGGUUGACGAGACCAACAAGUCCGAAAACGCGCUGCAAUACAUACCGAGCACUUGUUGGAUCGAGAUGUUAAAGAAGGUGAACAAGAACGUCCUCUCGGCUGCCGGAAAUCUUCUGAUAUUCUACAUUGAGAACGAGUUGAGCGGCUUCAGGUCGCGAAUAUACAGCUGGCCGCAAGGAGAGCCGCAGAAUUUUAAAUAUUUGCCGGAAAGGAGUGUGAUACGGGCCGUCGGCGAGUAUCUGAGACGAGGCGACAAGUCGGACCCGAAUAAUCAACGAGUUAUGGUGGAAUGUCUGCGUAUAUUCGCUUACAGGUACAAGAAACCAUUGCCGAACGUGAAGUGGGAUUUCUUGAAGGAGACCAUGGAGAUGUCGGAGGAGGCUCGGGAAUACAGUUUGUCCAUUGCGAGCCGACAUUCUCAGAUCUCGUCGUCGGCAAAACAGUUGACGGAGGGUUUUCUGUCGAUGUACGCGUCUGCGUCAGAAGCAGGCCGAUUGUUGCUGAACGAGAAACACACGGUGCUCUUCUCGAAUCUCGACGAGCUGUGCCAAGCUAUCCAGCCGACCACCUUGAAGCAAUUCCUCGAGACUUCCCUCGCUUAUGUCAUUGUCAGAAUAUCGUUCGAUGAUGAAAAAGCGAUUGAGUUGUUCAACUGCAUCAUGUCUUCGUACGUUAGCGCUUUAAAGAGCGACGUGAUACAAAUGGGAAAUCGCACAUUGCUGUCUACCGUGCUGGAGGAGCUGUUGGAGAAGGUCGAUUUAACAUCGAAGCGUUACGAGAAAUAUUUUACAGCUACAAUGGAAAUGUCGAUCAAAGAUGUCGAGAAAAUGACGUCACCCAGCGUUUGGUGGACGGUAACGCCGGAGAAACUGAGGAACGCUAUCGUUAUCAGAACCGAAUUAGCUUUCAAACGAUUUAUUGGCACACCACUCACUUGGCUGAACGAGCUUAUUGUCGCGGCUGCGUCCGACUCCAAGAUGCAAAGGCAUUUGUUAGAGAAUAUACAAAGGGUACAGACUGACUUAAGAUUGGAGAAAUCCUGCGAUCUUGGAUCGCAGAAGGACUGGAUUCUGGAUUUUAUGAAUCGCAUCGAUAUGCUCAUGGUGGAAACGUCGGAGAAAGAAAGCAACAUAGUUUUUUACUGCGACAUUUUAUUCGUUUUAGUUAUCUGUCUGUCCGGCAUGGACUGUCUGCUACCGAAAAAAGAACUGCUGAUUACUUCGCAAGAUAUUAGAAUCAGAUUGUUCCCACAAGCGAUUUCUAUGCUUAUCGACAGACAGAUCUGGAAAUCCAUAACUCGUCAGAUUAUGAAGUGGCUGAAUCACAUGAGAACUAAUUCCACACUUGACGGGUAUACAUCCGCAUUUCAAAGCGCAUUGAUUUUGUUAAGAUACGAAGAAGACUAUAAUUCACAAUGGAUAAAUUAUUUAUCAGUCAAAACUUGUAUUCACUGAAAUGUAUUCACACGAGAUAUUUUUCUAUAAAAGGAAGAGAAAGAUUUAAUUGACUUACUCAUA